AUGCCGCACUUACCAUUGCCUGACUACGAUAAGGUCCACGGCCUUAAGGACCUCAUUCCACGUCUUGCGUUGCCUUUCGACUUGCACGACCAUUCCGACCCUGUUCCGGGUACAGAGACUGAAGAGUUCUCUCCAAUCUUCAGAAACGGUUAUUUGAAAGGUGGCGAGCCAGUCGGUUACCUCCAUGACUCCCUCUUAACCUUCUACGACUUCUUCGAGCAGUCGGUCAAGCUCUUUGGUAAGAACAAGUCCAUUGGCCACAGAGAGUUUAAUCCAAAGACCGGCAAGUUCAACGAGUAUUACUCUUGGGACACCUAUGACCAAUUGGCCGCCAAUAGAACCAAGUUCGGAUCCGCUAUGAUGCACUUGGUCGAGAAGUAUGCCCCAGAUGCUGAUCUGGAGAACUUUGUGCUUACGCUGUUCUCCGCAAACAAGCCUGAAUGGAUUGUUGCCGAUUUGGCGUGCCAUGCCUACUCCAUCCCAAACACUCCGUUAUACGAUACUUUGGGACACGAGUCUACUGAAUAUAUCCUCAAGUUGACAGAGUCCCCAAUUGUGCUUCUCUCAAAGAACAAAAUCCAAAAAGUAUUUGAGGCUCACACCCCUUUCCUCAAGAUUAUGAUCUCUAUCGAGCCACUGACCGCUGACGACGAAGAGCUGGUCAAAACUGCGAAGGACCAAGGUAUCGAGUUGAUUGAUUAUGCCACUGCUCUGGACAUUGGUACAAAGAACCCGAAGCCUCACAGAAUUCCAACACCUGACACCUUGUACACCAUAUCCUUCACCUCAGGUACCACCGGUGUUCCAAAGGGUGUCGAGUUGAGACAUUCUCAUAUCGUUGCAGCUGAUACUUUCCUAUUUGCCCAUGUUCCAAUUCCAAAGGAACCGGUCUCAUUGGUGUUCUUGCCUCUGGCCCAUGUCUAUGAACGUUUCAAAAUCAUUUACGAGCUCAGUCAAGGUGCUGCAAUUGGAUUCCCUCAUAACCCAGAGAAUCCAAGAUCCUUCAUGGAGGACAUCAAGUUGUUGAAACCAACACAUAUGUCCUCUGUCCCAAGACUCUAUAACAGAAUUGAGAGUGGAUUGAAGGACAAGAUCAAGACAAUGCCUGGAUUCAAAGGUUGGUUGGUUAGAUUCGCCGUCGAUUACAAAUUGAAGCACGACGACGAUUCGUUCUUGGUUAAGAUCUUACAACCGUUGGUUCUUAACAAGAUUAGAGAACAAAUUGGGUUCGGUAAGUUGGACUUCCUCAUCUCUGGUGGCUCCCCAUUGUCUGGUGACUCCAUCUUUUAUCUUCGUAAAGUUUUGAACUCUGGGUUCUUCCAAGGUUAUGGUUCUUCAGAGACGUUUGGUGGUAUCGCCAUCACUACAAAGCAUGCAAAGGACACAUCUAGAACUGGUGCCAUUGGUGUCACCGCAGAGUUCAAGUUGAGAAACUUGCCGGAUUUGAACUACACGUACAAGGAGAAUAGAUCAGGUGAGUUGUUACUUAGAGGUCCACAGGUGUUUAGCACUUAUUUCAAGAACCCAGAGGCCACUUCCCAAGCUGUGGAUGCAGAAGGUUGGUUCAGUACUGGUGACAUUGCCCAAAUUGAUGAAGGUGGCCGUAUUGCAAUCAUUGAUCGUGUGAAGAACUUUUUCAAAUUAGCCCAAGGUGAAUACAUCGCUGCGGAGAAGAUUGAAAACUUCUACCUUGCUAACAACUCAUUCACAUCUCAAUUCUUUGCAUACGGUGACAGUUUCCAGAACUAUCUCGUUGGUAUUGUCGGUAUCGAGGAGCCAGACCUGUUGAAGUUGUGUCAACAGUCGAAGACCUACACCAAGAUCAAAACCCAUGAACAACUUCUGCAGAGACUGAAUGAUUUGGAGUUCAGAAAGUUCAUUAUCGGUGAAUUGAACAAGAACGUUGAUCACUGUGGCUUGUUCUCGUUUGAGAAGAUUAAGAAUGUAUAUUUGGCUGUUGAUCCAUUCAAAGUCGAUGAUGAGACAAUCACUCCAACAAUGAAGUUGAAGAGAAACAACGCUCAGAAGCACUUCCAGUCGGUGAUUGAUGAAAUGUACAAGGAAGGUCCUAUUGUCUAA
This is a messenger RNA of Williopsis jadinii, 2079 nucleotides long. RefSeq names its product acetyl-CoA synthetase-like protein. NCBI's taxonomy places the organism in Eukaryota, Fungi, Ascomycota, Saccharomycetes, Phaffomycetales, Wickerhamomycetaceae. Bases 1 to 2079 code for a protein of 692 amino acids. The transcript has a single exon. The record is from RefSeq and is a predicted model, not a curated record. Gene Ontology annotation, biological process: long-chain fatty acid metabolic process. Gene Ontology annotation, cellular component: endoplasmic reticulum; membrane. Gene Ontology annotation, molecular function: long-chain fatty acid-CoA ligase activity.